AUGGCCUCAUCAUUGUCCAGAUCUGUGCGGGCAAAUGCGCCUUUUCACUUUGCAGCUCCUAUACCAAGGUCUGCACCAAGUUUGGUGCGGCACGCCCAUGGCCUCACCCGGACCAGACUUUCUGGGCGGCAGGGAAGCCCAAACGACCGCCUUGCACUAUCACGACUCUGGUUCUUCUCGCAGUUUUUCAAAGGCUGGAAGCCAGCGACAGUGUAUUCGUUUACAAUCUCGCACCUCAAUAAGCCACGGCGAAUCCCUUGGCGUAUACGAAGCAGGUUCUACAUUCUCAUGAUCAGAGAACUUCUCAAUCGCAAGCAGUGGGUGCUUGCAUACAAGCUACAUGCAAGAAUGACAGCAGAGCGCGUGGAAGGUGCCAACGCUCUCUUGCCAGAGUUGGUUAUGGCAAGCCGGUUUAUGCCCGCGAAAUCUCCCGAAGUUGACGAAAUCAUUGCACGCUACGCCGAUCACGUGCGAGAACCUGAUGAUCAACUGCUCAAGCUUCUCAUUGCCCGUCUCGUUCGACAACGAGGGAGCAUGGAGGCCAUUAGCCAUGUUUUCAAGAGCAUAAAGGAGCGUAAAGGAGAAUCAUGGACACCAGGCUGGGAGAUAUGUAGCUUGAUGGCCCAAGCUGAAGCACAGUCUGGCAGUAUCAAAUCUGCACGACGCUGGUUCGAGCAAGCAAGGGAUCAGAUUGGGAACUAUAAGUGGGCUCCGAGUUGGCAAAAGGAAGCUAUACAUGUCAAACUACAAAUCGCCUAUACGCGCUUCCUCCUUGGGCUCAGCGAGCGUCAUGGGCGUGCACUUCUAAACGUCUUGAAAAAGAUGGAGUAUGACCAGGUUUUACCCGAGCGUAUACUGAUCAAUAAGCUCAUCGCCAAGGCGGCGAGUCAUGGACGGGCAGACGGCGCCUUCGCCCUCUAUCGAGCGAUGAAAUUCUCCAACCCACCGAUUCCCGGGAACAAACAUACAUUCUAUCAUCUCUUUUCCGCAUCUACAUACGCAGUGAGGGAUCGGUGGUUGUUGGAGAUGGGAGGCCGGAGACUUUAUAGGGAUAUGACACGCCAACACCUCAGUAACACCAAUCAUGCCCCUCACAAACCUUCCAACGUAUUCGACUGCUUUACGCUCAACGCCGCACUUCGAUUUUUCCUGCGGAAUAGGGACUACGCAGCUGCCACCGUCACUAUGCGGACCUUUCCCGUCUGCAACAUCCGUCCAACACAAAAGACACAAGAAGACGUUAUUGAGAGUAUUGUCUCUCGAAUAAAACAAGAGAUCAUGAAUGCAUCUCCAGAGCCGUUGCUUUGGGCAGAUAGAAUGCUAGGCGAGGUGAUACGACUAUGGCACUGGGAUCAUGAGCAAAGAAUCUCGAUCGUUGAAAAGCUUCAUCGUGCUGUGGGACAUGUCACCUCGUCCCUGACGAGUACUGGGGUCGAUUUACAGUUGAUACUCGCGCUCUUACGGAGAGCCGUUCUCGCCUCAGAGUCGCUAUGGCCGGGAAAAGACCCAGAGCUCGACAAACGAACAUUCGCUGCGGUCAUGGAAGAGGCAAGUCAAGACAUGCUGCCGCGCAAGGGGAAGCAUAGUCCAGGUUGGAGCAUGGUUACGUCUAGGUAG
Molecule: messenger RNA, 1617 nt
Organism: Serendipita indica DSM 11827
Lineage: Eukaryota; Fungi; Basidiomycota; Agaricomycetes; Sebacinales; Serendipitaceae
Source: the annotation of a GenBank genome assembly